AUGGAUGUAUAUGCUAAGAUCUUGAAACUCUUAAUUCAAAAAAUAGAGGAUUACGAUAAAGCACUGCUAUCAGGUAUAUUCAUUCGAAUUUAUCUUAGAGGUAUGCGGGAUAAAGAGUUACCUCUUAGCUCCGAUGAAAUGGAUGCCAUAAUUCUGCAAUUAAUGAAUGUCGGCAUAGAUGGCUGUGGUGAACCACAAGAAGUGGAAGCUAUGGGUAGGAAGAGUCGUUAUCCCAAUCAUAUACCUGCACUCAAACCUACAACUAAGGAAAGGAGGCCUUUCAUCGUCGCUGAUAUGGAGACUAUUCUGAUCAAUAAUGUUCAUGUGCCUUACGCUACGGGUUUCAUAGCGCUUAGGCCGGGUGAAGAUAUCGGGGAGUAUUCGGAUGAUGGCUUUGUUAAAUAUUUUAGUGAAGAUAGCUGCUUCUUUAUAGAUGAAUUUAAAGACAGGAGUGAUCAUAUGUUGUUCAGCUUUCUAGAGCAUUUAGCAAUGGUUACUGCUCAAAAUCAGAUUCAAACGAUUUACUUCCAUAACUUCUCACGAUUUGAUGGUAUUCUAUUAAUGAAAUAUUAUGCUUCUCGUCCGGAUAAGGGAUACAACAUCAAACCUCUCACGAGGAACCUUAAGCUUUACGAGUUAUCAGUGUAUAAGGGAAGGAAACGAUUGUUCCGUCUAAGAGAUUCAUACGCUCUGCUACCUAGUAGUCUGGCUACAUUGGCUAAGACUUUAUGCCCGCAAUUAGGCUCUAAAGGAUCCAUCCCACAUGAUGAAGUGCGAGUGUCGAAUCUUAUGGAUCUUAGAGAACAACUCUUGGAUUAUAUGAUACAGGAUAUUCGCCUGUUAGGUGGUGUUAUGCUUAAGGCUCAAGAUAUUUAUUGGAAUCAGUACAAAGUGGAUAUUGAGAAUUGCUUGACAUUCCCAACGCUAGCUAUGACAAUUUUUCGUACGAACUAUUACAAUCCUAUUAGUUGGCCAAUCCAUAUCCCAAGCAGGAACGAAGAUACAUUCAUUCGCUGUGGGUAUUAUGGACGCCAUGCUGAUACGUAUAAGCCAUAUGGUGAAAAUUUGUACUACUAUGAUGUUAACUCAUUAUACCCAUAUGUCAUGAAAUCUUGUCCUAUGCCUGGUGGUACGCCUGUAUGGCAUGCUAAUUUGGAAGGCCAGGAAUUGUCCAACUUGUAUGGAUUUAUUGAGGCUUAUGUAGUGUGUCCUAGUACCAUUAAAAGACCAUUCUUACCAUAUAGGGAUCAUAAUGAUACUUUACUGUUCCCAACUGGUAAAUUCGUAGGCGCGUAUUUCAGCGAAGAAUUGAUUUAUGCACGCGACUUAGGUUACAAGAUCUUCCCAAUAAGGGGCUACUUGUUUGAUAAGAAGCCUAGGCCUUUCGGCAGCUUUGUGACAUCCAUCUUCGAGAGAAGGUAA
Messenger RNA from Cryptomeria japonica (Japanese cedar), 1422 nucleotides. Its product is annotated as DNA polymerase-like. NCBI's taxonomy places the organism in Eukaryota, Viridiplantae, Streptophyta, Pinopsida, Cupressales, Cupressaceae. Gene Ontology annotation, biological process: DNA replication. The record is from RefSeq and is a predicted model, not a curated record. Bases 1 to 1422 code for a protein of 473 amino acids. Gene Ontology annotation, molecular function: nucleotide binding; DNA-directed DNA polymerase activity; DNA binding. The transcript has a single exon.